Messenger RNA from Poecilia latipinna (sailfin molly), 2720 nucleotides. RefSeq names its product dolichyl-diphosphooligosaccharide--protein glycosyltransferase subunit STT3B. The coding region runs from base 11 to 2041 and encodes 676 amino acids. NCBI's taxonomy places the organism in Eukaryota, Metazoa, Chordata, Actinopteri, Cyprinodontiformes, Poeciliidae. Gene Ontology annotation, molecular function: dolichyl-diphosphooligosaccharide-protein glycotransferase activity. The transcript is spliced from 14 exons. The record is from RefSeq and is a predicted model, not a curated record. Gene Ontology annotation, cellular component: membrane. Gene Ontology annotation, biological process: post-translational protein modification.
CCCAGGGCUCAUGGUGACCGCCGGCCUUAUCCACUACAUCCUCAACCUGCUUCACGUCACGGUGCACAUCCGGGAUGUGUGUGUGUUCCUGGCGCCCGUGUUCAGCGGCCUGACGGCCAUCUCCACCUACCUGCUGACGCGGGAGCUGUGGAACCAGGGCGCAGGGCUGCUGGCAGCCUGCUUCAUCGCCAUCGUCCCGGGCUACAUCUCCCGCUCUGUGGCGGGCUCCUUCGACAACGAAGGCAUCGCCAUCUUUGCGCUGCAGUUCACCUACUACCUUUGGGUGAAAUCUGUGAAGACCGGCUCAGUGUUCUGGACCAUUGGCUGUUGUCUUUCCUACUUCUACAUGGUGUCAGCUUGGGGAGGCUACGUGUUUAUUAUCAACCUGAUUCCUCUGCAUGUGUUCGCACUGCUGCUGAUGCAGCGCUACAGCAGAAGAGUCUACAUCGCAUACAGCACCUUUUACAUCGUGGGGCUCAUACUGUCAAUGCAGGUCCCUUUUGUCGGCUUCCAGCCAAUCAGGACCAGCGAACACAUGGCUGCUGCAGGUGUGUUUGCUCUUCUGCAAGCCUACGCCUUCCUGCAGUACCUGAAGGACAGACUCACCCGGCAGGAGUUUCAGACGCUCUUCUUCCUCGGGAUCUCUCUCGCCGCCUGCAUCGUCUUCCUCACAGUCAUCUAUCUCACCUACACAGGAUACAUCGCUCCAUGGAGCGGCCGCUUCUACUCGCUCUGGGACACCGGUUACGCCAAGAUCCACAUCCCCAUCAUUGCAUCGGUGUCGGAGCACCAGCCGACCACGUGGGUGUCCUUCUUCUUUGAUCUCCACAUCCUGGUCUGCACCUUCCCAGCAGGCCUUUGGUUUUGCAUCAAGAACAUCAAUGAUGAACGCGUGUUUGUGGCCCUGUACGCCAUCAGUGCCGUGUACUUUGCCGGAGUGAUGGUGAGGCUCAUGCUGACCUUGACGCCGGUGGUGUGCAUGCUGUCUGCUGUGGCGUUCUCCAGCGUCUUUGAGCAUUACAUGGGAGACGACACCAAGAGGGAGAAGCCGCCUGCUGAAGAUAGCAGCGACGAGGACGACAAGAGGAACUCUGGGAACCUUUACGACAAGGCGGGCAAGGUGCGCAAGCACGUGUCGGAGCAGGAGAAGGCAGAGGAGGGUCUGGGCCCCAACAUCAAGUCCAUCGUCACCAUGCUCAUGCUGAUGCUGCUCAUGAUGUUCGCCGUCCACUGCACCUGGGUGACCAGCAACGCCUACUCCAGUCCCAGCGUGGUGCUGGCGUCAUACAACCAUGACGGGACUCGUAAUAUCCUGGACGACUUCCGAGAGGCUUAUUAUUGGCUGAGGCAGAACACGGAUGAGCACGCGCGCGUGAUGUCGUGGUGGGACUACGGAUACCAGAUAGCCGGCAUGGCCAACAGAACCACGCUGGUUGAUAACAACACAUGGAACAACAGUCACAUAGCUCUGGUGGGGAAGGCCAUGUCGUCCAACGAGAGCGCUGCCUACGAGAUUAUGAGGUCGCUGGAUGUGGAUUACGUGCUGAUCAUCUUCGGAGGAGUAAUCGGCUACUCCGGCGACGACAUAAACAAGUUCCUGUGGAUGGUGAGGAUCGCUGAAGGGGAGCACCCCAAAGACAUCAGGGAGAGCGACUACUUCACUCCGCAGGGGGAGUUCAGAGUGGACAAGGCCGGUUCGCCGACUCUGCUCAACUGCCUCAUGUACAAGAUGUCGUACUAUCGAUUUGGUGAGAUGCAGCUGGAUUUCAGAACGCCGCCUGGCUUCGACCGGACGCGCAACGCCGAGAUCGGCAACAAGGACAUCAAGUUCAAGCACCUGGAGGAGGCGUUCACCUCCGAGCACUGGCUCGUCAGGAUCUACAAGGUGAAGAGGCUGGAGAACAGGGAGGCGCUGGACCACAAGCUCCGCAGCGUGGUGUCCAGGCAGAAGUACACCUCUAAGAAGACUGCCAAGAGGAAGCGAGGACACAUCAAGAACAAACUCGUCCUGAAGAAGGGCAAGAAACUCCCCAAAAAAUAAAGACGACUCUGAACUCACGCGAACGUAAAGAAACCUCCAACAACCAAUGAAGAAGAACACAAGGGCGGCUGUGUGCCUGGCGGUUGGUCAGGAGCGCUUCUCGUGAGAGCGCCCUCAUUUAUCGAGGAAGCGUCACAUCCGGCCUGUCCAGAAUCGUCGUUCGUUUUAUCCUGAGGACGUCUGUCUUGCUUUUUUUUUUGUUGUUUUUCUACUUUUUACUUGAAUGUGGCGAGGCAUAGGGCUGCUCUAAUUGAUUAAACGUUGAUUCAUUUUUAUUUUUUUUGUGCGUGCGCGCGUGUGUGUGUUGGGGGAUUGUUAAUGACCUGAUUAUCAGUCAGGAGAUCUGGUGAUCCGUGGAAUGAGGAACGUUUGCACCAAAGACCCAUCGACCUCGCUCCGUAGCACAUGGGAACUCAUUGCUAAGAGCGAGGGAACGCCGGAGGGAGAGCAGAGGACUCUGUUCCUGACGCGUGUACAGAGGACAGUAUGCGGUAUGGAGGAACGUCACCGUCUACACGCAGCACAUCUGUAAUAUUAACCUUUUUACCAUCCUCAUCUCCUUAACGUCUGCCUGGCUCUCUGACUUUUGGUUUCCAACAAAUUCUAUAAGAAAUUGGCCUAAUGUGUAAAUAUGUUCUGUAAAGACAAAAAAAAAAAAAAAUCUCUAAAAUGAUGGUAA